Messenger RNA from Tachysurus fulvidraco (yellow catfish), 1747 nucleotides. It is a transcript of the gene csf3a, whose product is annotated as colony stimulating factor 3 (granulocyte) a. Gene Ontology annotation, biological process: myeloid cell development; immune response; macrophage differentiation. The record is from RefSeq and is a predicted model, not a curated record. Gene Ontology annotation, molecular function: cytokine activity. Gene Ontology annotation, cellular component: extracellular region. NCBI's taxonomy places the organism in Eukaryota, Metazoa, Chordata, Actinopteri, Siluriformes, Bagridae. The transcript has 5 exons. Bases 144 to 776 code for a protein of 210 amino acids.
AGCAGAAGAAAUUUCCCUGAUUCCUCAACUACGUCCUUUAGUUCAAUACAGGAGGAGAUUAAAUACUGCACUCUGUGAAUCUUCUGCACUCUGUGAAUCUUCUGCACUCUGUGAAUCUUCUCCACUCAGCAGCUGCAGACAUCAUGUCUCUUCUCCUCAAUCUGCUCCUGCUCUGCUCUUUAGCACUCGUGUCCUUCUCUGCACCGGUUAAACAGCACAACUCACAACCCAGUGACUUCAAGUCCAACAUUCAGGACUCACGGAGUCUGACCAGUAAGAUGUUGGAGAACAUUCCUGCGGCGCACAAAUCGUGUGUAAGACAGGAGUUUACGAGCGACCCCUUCAGACUGGAGUACAUCAGGGGAGUGUUGGCGAUUCCUCCUGCACCGAAACUCGCCCCCAUUUCAGAAACAAAUACUCUGGAGAUGAAUUUGGGCCGAAUCUCUGAAGGUCUGCAGCUCCAUCAGCAGUUAUUUCUGCAGCUCCAACAGCUGUUGCAGGAACAGAAGGAGAAAGUGGAUUGUGGCAGCGAGCUGAGUGAGAUACUGUCUGUGAUCAGUGAGCUGAAUACACACAUUAAAAAGUUGCAGGCGCUGGCUGGGUUUCCUAACUCUAAGUCUCAGCUCGUCUCCGUGUCCGCGUUCACUGCUGCUGUCAGUAGAGAUGAUUAUAACCUGAACGUCGGCUUCCACCUCCUGCUGGAGCAGCUGCGUACGUUCACUCAGGACACCGUACGAACCUUACGAGAAAUUCAACGCACAAACCUUCACGUUUAGCUCACAAUGAAAAGGAACUUUUAUACUUUUUUACAUUUUACUUGAAAUUCUAUUUAUUUUUUAUUUAUUUGGGGGUUAUUUAUAUAUUUAUUUGUGUGCUGCAAAGAUGAAAUGAUGCACUGGUUGUCAUCAGUUUGUAUAAAUGCAAACAUUGUUAUUCACAGAUGUUCGAGAGACAAAUACACUAUAGGUUCAAAAGUAUGUGCCCCUGUCAGACCCACAUGUUUCUUCCCCGAUCUCUGAGUCACACAGUUGUGCAGAACGUCUCUGUGUAACUUUAAAGUUUGUCUUCAGUUGAACUCCAAACCCUGCUCCAUCAGGACAAUGUCCCUGUGUACAAAGCAGCUCCAUGAAGACAUGGUGUGGAGGUGAAGGUUGGAGUGAAGAUCUCCAGUCCUGCACAGAAGAGUUCAGCUUUUUAUAACAGCCAGUAGCAGGAGACGUCUGGGUUUAUUUAGAGUUAAACACAUGUGGGUGUCAGGAGCUCACAUACUUCUGGUCAUACAGUGUGUUGGUUUGUUGAUUUGCAGGGUGGCAGGGCUGCUGGUUGUGGGGUAGACAAGGGGUGAGACCAGGAGCUCUGCCCUGAUGCAUUGUGGUACAUUCUGUCAGUGUUUAAUGUUUGCUUCUUGUUUUUUUUUUUAAAUAAUGAUUAUUUAUUUUUUGUAUUUCUCAAUAUGAAUGAUACAAUUUAUAGAAAUAUACAACACUGUAAAUGCAAUGUUUGUGUUUGAUUUAUUCAGAUAUUGAGUGAGCAGCAGUAGAUGUUUGUGUGAAACGUGAUGUGACAUCGUCUCAGCUUUUAAAAAUCUUUAACUUAUUGUUUAUUACACAUUUAAUACAGCUUAAUGGAGCAUUAUAUCAGACCUGGAGUUUUAUUCAGGCGAGUUAAUAAAUCAUUUGUAAUUGCUAUAAAUAAAUAAAUAAAUAAAUAAAUAAAUAAAUAAAUAAAUAAAUAAAUAAAUACUUUU